Podarcis lilfordi (Lilford's wall lizard) is the source of this 23070-nucleotide messenger RNA. The record is from the annotation of a GenBank genome assembly. Lineage: Eukaryota; Metazoa; Chordata; Lepidosauria; Squamata; Lacertidae.
AUGGCCGCCGAAAACAAGCCGGAAGGUGAGCUGUGAGGGAUGGGAGGGAGGGAACCGAAGCGCCGGCAGGACAGACCCGGCUGGUUUCACUGACUGAUGGAGGGGACGGCGGGAGGGUAGCCGGGAGGGCUGAGGGGACACGCGGCGGUGGCGCGCAGGCGGGAACGCGCGCGCGCGCGCGCAGGGGGGGCAGCCCCCUCCCUCGAAUUCCGCUGGCGCCUCGCGCGCGCUCCCUCCAAAAUUCUUCCAAACCAGCCCAACGAGGCGGUGUCUCGGCUCGGCGUCUCGGCUCGGUCUCCCGGCCCGAAAGUUUCGAGGAGCUGCUGCCGCUGCUGAGGGGAGGGGUCGGCGGAGGGGGCAGCCUGGGGGCGGGGAAUGGCCGGCCAAUGGGAGAGGGGGGGCGAGGAGAGAGGGGGCGCGCGCGCAAACCCCUCCCCCGCCUCUGCUCCUGGCGACCCUCCGGAAUAGGAUUCCGCCUCUCAUUGCCUUGCAUGACAAGUGAGGCGGGGGGUGGGGUGGGAAGACAGAGAAUCGGGGGGUCUUCCCUAGGCGAACGGGGGGUUUGUCCCUGGGGUGAUGGUGAUGGAGUGGGUGUCCUCCUUGAGCUGCAAGAAGAAUGCUGGAGGGGCGCAAAAAGAGAAGAGUUCGGCGUGGGAACACAAAACACACAUACACACGUCUGUGCCUCUUGUUUGUUAGGCUGGGGGGUGGGGUAGGAAGCAGCACUUUUAGUCAGAAAUCAAAAAUAUUUGCCUUUAGCUACUGAAUACCUAAAAGAAAGAAAAGAAACCCCUAGAGGUGACGGCUGCCUGCUCCGUGGAGCGUGUUGGAGUUGGCAUGUCCCGCGAUUUGGGCUGGCUGGCCAGUUCUGUCAGUGCACUGUGAUGACGUCCAAGUGGGGAGGGUUGGGUGGGUUAAGGUCCUGUGUGCUAAGAGAGUGGCUGUCUGGCAGCUGUGACAUGCUCCUACAUCCCUGUGCACACCAAAGGCAUAAGCAGCAUCAUUCUGUGUGAGGAUUGCAAGCGGACAAGCCCUGCCUUUGAACACAUGGUUCACCUGCCAGGGUUUGCCAGUCAAAGGAGCGACAGAGCCACCUGUUCUCAUUGUCAGUGGAAAGGUCUGUGAAAGUCACUCUUUGCAUACUGGGGAAAGAGCUCUGGCACUUUUCUUUCCAGUCUCUGGCACUGGAAUGUUGCGAUUGCCCUCACUUCCUUUUGUAUAUUUAAGCAGGACAUGGGAUUGGUGCCUUUUCGUGUUGGGAUAUUGCAGACCGACACAGCAAUUUGCCAAUGGCAAAUGCAGGUGAAAGUGGGCAUUUACUUGUCAGUUUGGGAGAUCUGUGCCUGAUUGCAUACAAGGACACAGGCACUCUGCUGUACGGUGUUGGUGGGACAGGCCUGCUUACUGAAGGCAGGGUAAGGUUUGAGCCAUAGUGAGGUCACAGCAGGCGUUGCUAUUUGUGCAAUUGGAGGGAAGGGAUGUUUGACUUCUCCAGAUGUAGGGAAAGAGAGGCAUAAUUUUGCCAGCUCUUUUGCUGGGCUGUGGUAAGAUGUGGUGGAGUAAGGGGCAGGGGAAAUAUAUACAUCCAGCCUUUUUAUGUGGGGAUCCAGUUUGCUGUUGUCACUGACAAGGGCAAGGCCUUGGAACAUUAAAAAAAAUAUAGCCCUGUUGAUCCUUGGUAGCUAGCAUGGGCAGAGAAAAGUGCUGUGGUACGUGCAUGAUUAAUAUGUGUGUGAAAAAAACAUCAAUGUUGUGGACCAGAGAAAGAGGCAAUGUUCUGGGCAGCCAAGGGCAUGCCUUAAAAGGUAAGCUGGAGGCCAGGUCAUCCUUUCUGUUGGUGGGGGUGGGUGGGAAACUGAAUAAAUUGAGUGGAGGACAGGGCCUUGCCUCUCAUGGCAGCUGAGGCAUUACCAUAUUGCUCCAAAUAGUCUAUCCUCUGCUGCUGUUCAAGGAGAAGGUAUGGUAUUGCUGCUUGGAGGUGCAAGUGGAGGCUACAGCAGUGUCAUGCACGUAGGUAUUUGGCAUGCACAGGUAGAGAGGCAGCCGUUUGUAUAGAAUAAUGAAUAUGUGUGAUUUAAAUGUGUGCAUGAUAGCAUUUUCACCCUUAUGUAUGCUCCACGGGCCAUCUCUGGGUAGCACAGGCACACCUGUGUGGCUGGACAUUCGUCUCCCCCUCUCCGUAUAGAGAAGUAAAUAAAUUUGAUGGCAUUUACCCAACUUUACGCUUAGGUUUGUAAUUGACUCACAUCUGCUUGUUUCUUUAUGAUGCUUCCCCUUGUUGCUUCCUCUCUGUGUUGUGGGCUUAGUGGGGCAUGGGCUGGCUAUUCAGCCCUUGGUUUACUACCACUUCUGCAUCACGCUGUAAGACACCUGAGAGGGGACAUGUUUUUAAUGGGGUUGAUUGACUGCUUUCAAUUCACCUUCACCUCUUGGCACCAUUUUGUUUCUCCUGUAUAUACUUCAGUCACAGGUGCAAUAUGGCCUAAUUGAUGCUAGCCAUAACAAUCUUAAUAUGCCUCCCUCACCUGUAGGCAGGUGUGUUGGUGCUAUCCAUUUAGGAACAUUGGAAGCUGCCUUCUGUUGAAAGAGACACUUGAUCCAUUGAGCUCACUGUUGUCUACACUGACUGGCAGUGGCUCUCCAUGCCUGGAGAUGCUAGGGAUUAAACAUGGGACCUUUCACAUGCAAAGCAGGUGCUCUAUCACUGAGCUACAGCUUUUUCCCCCCCUUGUAUUAUGGGAAGGGCUGAUCCUGGCAGUGUGUGUUCAUUAUAGAGGACAGACAACAACAGUGGCCCAUGCAAAGUGAAAGCUGGGGCACAUGCACCCAACUGUACCAGUGUUUCUUAGGGAAAGGGGCUAGGCAUUCUAGGUGUGGCUUUUCAAAAUGGGGAUUGGUAAGGUAACCAUCUACUACGGAGUAGUACUAGCUCAUUAGUAAAGCACAUGCUUUGCAGCAGGCAUCUCUGGUUAAAUAAUCUUAAGUAAGAAGGUUUGGGGAAAACCUCUGUCUGGUGAAGACCUUGGAGAGCCCUUGUCAGUUGGAAAUGGUGUAGAUCAUAUUGAGCUAGAUGGACCAGUGGGCUGUGGCUCAGUGUAAGGCAGUUUGAGAUGUGGGAAUUGCCAUUCAUAAUAAUAUGCCCACUCAAUAAACAUACCCAAUGUGUGAUGUUAUCAAACAUUCUUUUCCAGUAGUACAGUAUUUUGCCUUAGUGGCAUGAUCUUCCUUCCUUCUUUCCUUCCAUCCUGUUGUUGUUUAUUAAAUUUGUAUACUGGGCUUCAGCUGAAGAUCCCAGGGCUCUUCACAUGUGUGAUGUGUGUACUUUUUUCUUGUGCAAAUCAAUCAAUCUGUUCUAAUGCUUCAAAUAUGUAAAUGUGCAUAACUUGUGUCUCCAUCUCUCCAUCAGAAGGAAUUGCUCAAUGCAUGUCUUCCUUGCAUAUGUCCUUGUGUGCCUGUCUGUUAAAAUAUUUAGGCAAUAAUCCAUGUGCAUGCCAUUUUCUUGGUGUAGGUUAGAAUUAUUUUGGUCCCACAAAAUAUUUGGAAUGUCCAGUAAGCAGAGGAGUUUCCCUUGUUUUGAGUCAGUGGGUUUAGAGUUUGCUUUGGGGCCUGUUGGUGCAGGUGAGAGACUGUUGUCAAAGGCCUAAUAUUCAAAGUAGUCUAAAAAUGAGAAUGAAAAAAAACCCCACCUGUGAUUGGGCUAUGGUAUCUGAGGUGCUACGAAUCAAUCUCAGGUGGCUCGUUUUAUGUAUUACAAAUUAGCAUUCAACUUCUUUUUUGAUCGAGAGCUAAAACAUUUAGCUGAACUAAAAUAAAGUUGGUAUGGUGCAUGUCUAUGCUUUAAACAUUACUGCACAAUGGGAGUGGUGUAGUAAUUGAAAUGGUGGCAGUAGUAAUCAAGGACUCUAGCCAGGGAUAAAAUAAGGGAUCAAAUUGUUUGUUGUUUACAGCAUUUUAAAGCAAUAAAUUUUAUAUUAAAAUCAAAUUGAUUUUGUUAAUGAAUUCUCCACAAGUGUUUGAACCUUUUGUACAAAAGUCUUAUUGAGAUGUCACCUUGGUCUUGGAAUUAAUUAAAGCUCAAUAGGUAAAAAAAGAUGACUUGUGACGGGAAGAGGUAAAGCCUGUAACUUUUUGGUGAAGUUGCAUGAAGAGAAUACGGUUUUGAAAAUCGGAACACGAGUCUUUUAUUGCAUAGCCACAAGGGGGUAGUGAUGUACUGUCAAAGAAAUUUGUAGUGUAUUGGCUGAUCCCUUUAAGAACAUUUUAAAUAUACACAUUGGGCUGGUAUAUAUGAAUGCUAACUCUGUGAGAUAUUUAAUUUUUUUUGCAAGUAAAGGUUUUCAAGGGUUAAACAUGUCCUGUCUUUAUAUAGGCUGUGUAAUGCUGGAUGGUUAAAUGUUCUUUUCUGUGCUUCUGUAGUCGUACCUGCGUACACUUGCCAAGGCAUCGGUUGCAAUCAAAGUUGUUGUUUUGCAUAUUGCAUUUAGAACUUCAAAAGUACUAAGGUGGCAUGAGGUGAGGUGGGAAGCUGUGCCCAAACCUUAACCAUACGGAUAUGACAAGUAGGAGAUGUUUACUCUUGAGAUUAAAAAGCAGGUUCCAAACAGCAAAAAAAACCCAAAACCAUAUGUGAAUUGUUUUCUUUUUUUUCAAGGCUUUCAUUCAUUUGCAUAACUUUGUCAGAAACAUGCAACAUUGCCUUUAUUUGUACAGUGCUAGCAGGGCUGGAAAGCAACUUGAAAUUUCUAGAUGUAGUCAAUGGGUUUUCAGUCGGUAGUAGUAUCAGAUGUCACAGAGGACUUGCACCCAAUCAAACUGUUGUGGCUGGGUACUUGGGGCCCUGCAUGCUGGAAUGGACUUUGGGGGUCUGAGGGAGUGAAAUGGCAUAUGUUCUCUUUCCUUAUGGAGAUGCUGCUGAAACAGUAUAGAAUGGGAUGUUAAUAUGUGUUUGCCUUAAUAGAGAAGGUGAAGAGUCUUUUGUUAACAUAGUAGGUCAAAGGAUGCCAUUCAAAAUCUUCCACCAGUUUUAUAACUCUUGUGCUUUAAAAUACCUCAUUUGCAGCUGCACAUAUUCAGCUAAACAUGUACUGUAGUUAUACAAUUACCCACAUCUUUCCCCCCAUUCAUAAAAUCACUGACUUGAGCUCCCAAAUUCAUGGCUUCUGCACGUCCAUUUGCUGUGCGCCGUGGAAGUUUCGGGAUAAUCGAGCUUGCGUGGGUGAGUAAAUGGAGAGGAAGAUGCUGGCUUUGCCUUCUAAGAUGCGAAUAAGCAUUUUCCUCACGUAAAAGGUUGUUGAUGUCCUGUUUUGGUACAGGCAAUACUUGAGGUGAAUGAAUUUCAUGUGGGCUAAUAGUUAUAAGCCAUAAAGUUGCUUGAAUAGCGCUUAAAGCUUCAUUCUUGUACAAUGUUCAGGAAGUCUAGUUCUUUUGGGACUGCAACAGCUGUUAGUGUGUUGAGACGAUUAACCUGCAAGGUCACUUGUUUCUCUGCUGCAGAAGGUCUGCUGUAAGCCUGACUUGCACCCUGUUUAAGCAGGAAGGUGUCAUGUAGUCUUGCCAUGCCAUGUGAUAGUAGUGUUGUCAUGUGAUAUUCAUGCAUUGGUGUUUAGAAAUGUCUCUUUGUGUAUUGCCCUUCCUCAACUACAUUCCUGGUCCUUGUAGAUAGUAGAUGUGAAUGUUGGCAUUUAAAUUAACAUUCAGAAAACUCUUGCUCAUCAUCAAACUCCUGUGAGCUCUCUGAGAUUGCCAUAAUCCAAACUGCUUGAUCCCCACCCAAAAAGAACAUUUUACCUUCAUUAUUUUGUGUUUACUUUGUCUGUAAAUUAUUACAUAAUUUUUAAAUGGGUUACACUGUCCUUUACAGUAGCUCAGAUUGUUCUAGACAUCCUGACAUUAACUUGUUUUCCACUUAGUAAAUAUUUAUUGUAAUUUUAGUGAGCUGGCCUGUGCGUGGCCAUUCUCCCUCUUUCUUGGAGGGGGGGAAUGGCAAAAAUUCUUUUUUGCUUUGCUUAAUCACAUGAUACUUAACCUCUGUCAAAAGUAUAAAGGGAGCCAUUUCUCUCCUUUAAUGAUUGUACAAAGACAAGUAUUUCACUAGUGGUUUAUAAUUGGAGAUGCUGUUCCGGUUAACUUAUAAAACUUAAUGUUUAAUAAUCUCUGGACUUAACUGCGUGUGAAAUCAAGUGGGCUGACCAUUCUCAGGUCUGAGAAUCUGACUGUAUUUUGUAAGCCAUUGAUACACUCCCUAAGGCACCAUGGAUGAAGUGGAAAGCGCUGGUGCUAAGAAGGGAGUCAUGUUUAUCCAUUUGUAUUGAAGGGUGGCUGCCUCUUAACUGUUCUCUGCCACCCACAACAGGGGGGAAUAAGUGACAAGGGAAAGGUGUCAUUCUCAGUGGAGGGUUUUAGGGAUGUUCUUGUAGUACAAAAGUCUUGCUCCUGUUGUGAGAAUGGUUUGAAAGUAUGGUUGUUAAAUUGUUUUCACCCCUUAGUAUUUCUGUCCAGAGUGCUGUACUGUAUGGCCUGGUGGCUCACUUGGGGUGAUGAUGUACUUCCUGGGGGUGAUAAUGUUACCAGAACACAAGCAUGGAGAAAUAGUCGUCUCCACCAGGGCAGAUAAUUCAGCAUUUAAAACUCAUUUCUCAAACUGCCAGCCAUAUUUCUGGAGUCAAAAAAGUGUGUGUGGAUUUUGAAGUGUUAAGUAUUCAAGUGAAUAUUUAUAGCAAGGCAUAGAAUGGGGUUUGGGGGGGGGGGACCAUGAACAGAUUAGUUAACAGGUGAACGCAGAUAGCUGUGCUAAGUGGAUUCUCUAUUGUAUAGAUUUGAAAUAGCUUCUUGCUGAGCUGCUUCUUGGUAAAAUCGAGCAUUUAAUUUGAAAAAUGAAGACCUUUGUGGAGUGUUAAAGCUAAGGGAAAAUGUAGCCUGUGCCUAUAGUUUAGGACUGGCAGUUAUAAAACUUAAUCUUCAGCGGGCUGGGGAUUGGAACGGCAUCUGAUGAUGUCUCUUGCAGAACAUAGACAUGUUAUGAUCUGGUUUUAAAGAAAAGCAUGUUGUUGUUGUUUGUUUAAAAAAACCUCUCUGUCCAAAGGUCUUGCUCAUGUUGGAGUUUGGACUUUGAAGGGCAUUUCCUGUGGCUGUCUACUUUGAUUCUCCUGCUUGUAAAAUGUACUGCAUGACGACGACGGCUGCUGUUGAAGAACUGUUCUGGUUUUAUUGACCAGCCAUAGGCUGGGGGCAGCAAAUCAUCAACAGAAAGAUCUCUGCUGUGGAAUUUGCUAUAUUAGUUCAGCUAGAAGCCUUAGCUGCCCCUGAGAUUUUCAUACAUGGCUGGAAUGGGAGCAGGCUUUUCAGCAUUUAAGCAACAAAUGGCUGUUCUGGAAUAGGGUUCACUUUAAAAAUGAAAUUGUGCCCCCUCUUAAAUUUACAGAUUUUCGUCACUUGUAGAAAUAUUAAGUAACAUCUAACUUUAAACUGAUGGCUUCAUCUAGAAGUGGACACAGAUCAAUUUUUGAGUAUAUUUAGAAAUGUUACAAAAUUAAAGGUUUAGUAAAUAGGGUAGGAAACUUGGACUGGCAACUUUCCCCCAGGUUAUUUUUAAUGGAAUGUGACUUUCGCUUUGCAUUUUGAUGCCUAGGAAACUGGGAAAUACUGUAGUUGAUAGUCCAGUCAGGUUUUGUCUUUUGGCUCCAGGCCCCGACAAAGAUGCAAGGAAGCUUCUUGGUUCCAAAAGGUCACUGUAGGGAAAAGAACUGGAGAAUUUCUGUGACCCAUUGAUUUAUUCCAAUAUAUCAUUUUGAAAUAACUGCAAGUGUAUAGGUGUGUGUGUGUUUGUGUGGAAAGGACAAGUUCUUUGCUAGUGAUUAUCAGGAAUCAAAUGGGAAUGAAAAUAAGAGGGUACAGGUCUGUAAGGCUAUUCUCUCCUGAGACCGGUAUUAUUUGGCCUAGUGCAACUGCAUUUGAAAUAUGGGUUACUGUUCUGGUUGCUUCAUCUCAAAAAUGAUAACUGCUCUUUCCCCUUUUUUCAAAAGGCAACCAAUGCAAUCAAAAGGUUUCAAGCACCUUUACUAUGGGCAAAAUAUCUGGGGCUUUUAAGUUUAGAAGAAAAAUGACUAAAAAGGGAAUAAUGGUUUUUAAAAACUAUGUAAAAUGUAGAGAAAGUGCAGAUAUAUUUUUGUUCUAACUUGUAAUACUAGAGCUUUGGGUUAUCUAAUAACUCAGUGGCGGGAGAUUCAAAACAGUCACAGGAAAAGCAGUUCACACAAACAGGAAGGCAUAAUAAUGGUAUGAAAUUCAGUUGUGUGAGCCAGAAGAUGUGGUGAUGGCCAUGGACUGAUAUUGUAGAAAAAGGCAUGAGGUUGAAGAAAUUCUGGGAGAUGAAAGAUGGUCUUAAUGGUUCUUCAGAGUGAAAUUUUGAAUCAUAUAAUCUACCAAAAAUGCGUCAAAUACCCUUAAUUAAUUGGCACCUAGUUUCCCAUCUUCAUUUGAUGCUUUUUAAAGUUUUGUUUACUAAAUAUAGAUGUGCAAUCUAAAUUUUAUCUGUUCUAUAAUAAUCUAAAGUUUCCUGUAGCUAAAUAUAUUCGGAGUGAAAUAUUUGAUUAGGAAAAACAUUUGAAGCACAAUUACAGUGCAAUCCUAGACAAGUGUACUUGGACAGAAGUCUCACUGAAUUCUUGGGACUUAGUCCAAGCUAAGUAUGUAUAGGUUUGCAGCCUUAAUGUGGUUUCAGUGUUUAAACAAAUCCAAAGCUUUCCCUGGAAAUUAUUUUUAUUGCCAUUCUUGUAAAGACAUGACUAUUCAGCAUCAUGAACUUCCCUUGCAUCAUUUAAGAAGAAAAUAACAAGGCAUUUAAACCUAUUAAUAAGCUAGUUUCAAUCUGCCCAAAGACCCACGUAUUGAAUAUUUUCCAGGUAAAGUCAUCUGAGAAAGUAAUUAAAAUGUUGAAAUUGCCCAAAUGCAGUGGCAUUCUAUCUACUCAUUAGAUUAAUCAUUAAGAAACUAUGCAUUUCUAGAACUGGGAAAAAAUUAUGUGGAAAUAGAAAUGGACAUUUUCCUGCUCUGCUUCACUGGUUAUUCUCUCUAACUGUUGAAUGGAGUCUCCAGGAUUGGAAACAAUUGGCUUCUGAAUACCAGUUGCUGAAGAUACAUAAUAUUGUACAGUGGUACCUCUGGAUGCGAACGGGAUCCGUUCCGGAGCCCUGUUCGCAUCCUGAAGCGAACGCAACCCACGUCUGCGGGUCGCAAUUCACCGCUUCUGUGCAUGCCGUGACAUCAUUUUGAGUGCCUGCGUGAGCGGCGAAACCCAGAAGUAAUGGACUCCAUUACUUUCGGGUCGCCACGGAGCGCAACCUGAAAAUGCUUAACCUGAAGCUACUUCAACCCGAGGUAUGACUGUGGUUGAUCUUGUGUGUUGUUUGGUGACUUCCUGGAAGCAGGAGGUUGGUUUGCUGGAGGGAAAGCCAUUGGGGAAUGAGGGUGUUGUCCCUGGGCUCAUCCCCCUCACAUCUUCUUUUCAUGCUAUGUGUAAGUUACAUUCUUCCUGCUCUUUUCUUGAAAUUGACUACAGCUGCUGUUUAUAUCUUGGUCAUGAAGAAGUCUUUCCUAAACAUGCUGCCUGAGGCAAGGGAGUUGUAGUCCAAAACAUCUAUGGGCACCAGCUUGGGGAAGCAUUGGCAGAGUUUCUUGGUAGGGCGUCUACUACCUUACAAUGUGAAAGUUGUAAUGUUGGAAUAUAUAUAUUUUUAUACAGUCGUACCUUAGAAGUUGAAUGGAGUCGUUCGACUUCCAAAACGUUUGGAAACCAAAGUGCGGCUUCUGAUUGGCUGCAGGAAGCUCCUGCAGCCAAUCAGAAGCCCCGUUGGACGUUCGGGUUCCAAAGAACAUUCGCAAACCAGAACACUCACUUCUGGGUUUGCGGUGUUCAGGAGCCAAAAUGUUCAACUUGCAAGGCGUUUGGGAUCCAAGGUACAACUGUACAGAGGUUGUUUUUUAAAAAAUUUCAGUACAGGUAACUACUUUUUCUUGUUGCAAUUUUGUUCCUACACUUGUAGAUUCUUAUCUCUUACUACUUUAGCUUUUACAAUAAUUAUGGAAAAGACAAGUGCCCUGUAAAAGGUGAGAAAACAAUUUUGCAGGCUUUGAAAAACGACUGCCUGGAAGCAAACCUAAAUGGUACAAAUGCAGCCGCUCCAGGGCUUGUACAAAAAAGGCCAGCUAGGCUGUGUGGAGCUGGAAACUGCCCUGGCGUGUAUUGCUGCUUUGUUCAGUUUUCAAGCACAUGUUGAGCUUGCAGUCUGUCACCCAGAUGGCUAUUUUUAGCACUACUACUGCUGCUUUCAGAAUUUCUCCCUCCCUCCCCCCUUUCCACUAAACCUUCUUGUUAAAUAAUAUUCUUAGAUGUAUUUGAUCUUACUUGGCGAUUUGAGCCUGGCUUCAAACCUGUGCAGUUCAUUUUAUGCAUUUCGUCUUCACUCUGCUUUCUCAUGCAUAAACUGAAUGGGACUUAAGAGAUAGCAGCUUGAGAAUGCACAUCAUCAUCAUCAUCAUCAUCUGGAUUUCUUACACACCCUUCACCCUGAGGUCUCAGGGUUGUAUGGCAGUGCAACAAUAGAAGCAGUUAAAACAGCUUAAAAUCAAAAGAAUUUGGUGAGAUAUAUAUGUCGAAGGCCGGGGCAAAGUGGUGAAUUUUCAGCAUACAAUAAAACCUAUAUACUGAAGUGCAAUAGGGACGCGGGUGGCGCUUUGGGUUAAAGCACAGAGCCUAGGACUUGCCAGUCAGAAGGUUGGUGGUUUGAAUCCCUGCGACGGGGUGAGCUCCUGUUGCUUGGUCCCUGCUCCUGCCAACCUAGCAGUUUGAAAGCACGUCAAAGUGCAAGUAGAUAAAUAGGUACCGCUCCGGUGGGAAGGUAAAUGGCGUUUCCGUUCACUGCUCUGGUUCUCCAGAAGCGGCUUAGUCAUGCUGGCCACAUGACCCGGAAGCUGUACGCCAGCUCCCUCGGCCAAUAAAGCGAGAUGAGCGCCGCAACCCCAGAGUCGGCCAUGACUGGACCUAAUGGUCAGGGGUCCCUUUACCUUUACCUUUACCUUUACUGAAGAUGCACCUCUGUGGGGAGGGAAUUCUACAACGUAGGGGAUGCCACGGGGAUGUUCUCUCUUGGGCCAGCACCCCUCAAACAUUUGUGGGUGGUACGACUACCCAAGAGGGCCCACACUCUUGAGAUGGUCUAUAUAGGAAAGGAGGUAGCCUAUUCAGAUAUUUGUGGCCUGUAGUGUUUGGUGAAGUAUGGCCUCGGUGCUGCUGUUCUCUCUCUCUCCGCGCCCCCCCCCCCCGUACAUAUCCACCUACGUCAGCUGGGAGACGAAAGUGAACAGAGAAGUAGCAUAGUUUGAAUAGGUAGUAGCAGUUAGCUGCAUGAGAGUAAUUGCAUUGAGGAGUUCUGUCAUCACAUUAUUAUGUAGUGAGAACUUGAUGGGAGUAAUCAGCUUGUUUGUGAUCCAGAAGAACUGUGUGCAGGGUAAAUAAAUGACAAGAUGUUCAGUCCAAAAUAUUACUUUUCCAAGCUUCAGGAGAAAUGUCUUGAAUUGGAUAAUCAUACUGCAGUAUGUCUCCAAUGACAUCUUUAUUUCCUCUCUCAAAAAUACUUCCCUGAACUCUAAAAUUGCUUAGAGGCAUAAUCUAGUGAUUCUGCCAAAGAGCAGUAACAUCAUUAAAUACUUUUCACUGUUUGCAUUCAUAUGCUGGCUGUUGAAUUUGUUGGGAGUAUACCUGCCCAUGCUGUGGCUUCCUGCCCACCGCCUGAUCUUGUGCGGCAGAUUGUUUAGUUCUAAAACAGAGGUUUUCUGCAAGUCUCGUUCUGGUGGUUCACAGUGUGCCUGUAUUAAAUAAUUGUAUUGAACUUUAAUUGUAUUUUUAUUGCUGCUUUUAAUUCUUAUUGUGUAUAUUAUUGUAUUACAAUAUGUAUUCUUCGGACGGUAUACAGUAAAAUACAACAUAAGAAAUAAAAGAAGCAGUAAAAUACACUUGGAAAUAAUCCAGCACAGUGCAUUACAAUUGCUGCAAUAGGCAGAAAAAUCAUUUAAGUACUCCUCCAAUACAAUCAGCAAUUUUUAAGUGGAGAAAAAAAGUUUGAGAACUACUGUUCUAAAAUAUAAUGAUUACCUUUUUGUGACCUAAUCUUGAGUGUGUUGAAAUUACAAGGGCAGGAAAAGACUUGACCUGACACAGCUGUUUGUCAGUGUUGGGAAGAACAGCCAAGCAGUGCAAGCGUGUUGCUUUUGUAUAGUUGGAAUAGGUUGUAGGUAGAACAAGACUGCAUGUUCUGUGCAUUUGUUUUAUAUUUGUAAACCAGUUAGAAGCCAUUUUGGCAUAUAAGUGGUAUAUAAAUUAAUAAAUGAUGAUGAUAUUAUAAACAUGUGUAAAUAUCUGCAGUCACAGUGGCUGGUAUAAUGCUCUUAGGGAUUUGUUCUUGUGUCCUUGGUUCUUUGUAGGAUGGAGAGGUGGAAUAUAAAUACAGUAUGUUAAAUGAAGUAUUUUGAACCCGAAUGGAAGGUCUGUUUUAUGGGACCCUUUGGUGGGGGAUGUACGUUGCAAACAGUAAAAAGUUAUUUGCACCAAAGCUUUGAUAGUUAAAGGCCUACAGUUCCAAAUCUAUUGGAUCACCAAAUAUGUAAGAACUGGUAAAAAAAGAGAGAGGGGUAUGUGUAUGUGUAUGUAGAGGAAGGGAGGGAGGCAUGAUUUGUUUGCUGUUGUAUGUUUCAAAUUUUUAUUGUCUAUGUUGCCUCCUUUGGGAGGAUGAAGUGCAAGGAAUGUGAAUGAGGCUAUAAAACCACCAAGACUUUAUAGAGUGUAAUUAAUUCAGAAUCCUUUAUGGACUUUUAUUGGUUGGCCUUCUCUCCCUUCCCUCACUUACCUUUAAGACUUUUAAGAUUUUUGUACCAUGGAGUUUAGAUGAUUGCUUUGCAGAACUUGGACUGCUGUCCAGUCCAAUUUUCCAAUUUUUGAGUCCCACUGAGUUCAGUUAGUAAUUCCUAAGUUUUGGCUUAGUGUACUACACCCAAGACACUUACGAAUGAUGCCUUACCUGAAUAUGUAGCCACUUUGUUAUUUUGUCACGGGGAAUUUUUUUCUGCUUGAGCUGUAUUGAUUUUUUUUUUUUAAAUGACAUGGAGCUCUUGUUCCUAAUACUGAAUUCAGUUGUGGUCUGCCACUUGCUGCUCCAUGUUCUUGCCUCCUUUGCCCCAAUUUUUGCAUUUGUCCACUGUGCACAUGAAAUGAAUAGUUCAGUGUAUAAAGUGUGACAGUUUGGUUCUUAGCUCUAUUUUACCCUUCCAGUCAAUGUGAAGUUUGUAUGGGUUCAUGAAAUGGAUAAGAGGCCUUCACCGGUUUGGUCCUUCAUGAGGGUUGUUGGCUGUGCAGGACUCAAGAGAAGACUCAGGAUUCACCAGCUGACCAUUGGUUCUUGCUGAAAGCCCUGUGAUAAGCUUUGAAGCUCUGACAAUCAGCUGAUCAGCAGUGCCUGCAAUCCCCCUUUUGGCCUAGUGCAACUUCAGCUGCCCACAGCUGAUGCACAUGGCUUUUUCAAAAUGGCCUUGUGGAUGAGGAAGCCUGGCUGGUCUAAUUACUUCUGCAAGCUGGAGGUUCCCUGCCCCUUCCUGAAGUGAUAAAAAGUUGAUAGUUCUUGUAGGGACACAGAUCCCGUUCACAUCCAGAGGUACCACUGUAUAUCCAGACCAAAGGCUCCAUAUUUUGGUUUGUACUAAGCAGUGACUCCAGUUGCUGAAAGUUGAUAAGAAUAAAAUGACGCAUGAUCUCCAUGUCUUAACAGUUUCUUUACUCUGGCAUCAGAACAUGUGUAACCCAACAGUACUUCCUUUUCUGUCCCUUUUUAUGUUACGUAGAUGCUUCAAAGAGGAGCAGCUUUGCUUGAUGUUCUGUCAUGCAAGCAGCAACUUAGUGUGAAUUUGAAAGAAUGAAAAGACAGUUUAGAUCUGAAUGCCAGAUCUUUGCUUUAAAUAAGGAGAAUGAUAAAAUCGAGAGGCUUCAUUUCUGUAAUUUUGGUGUUCACUGUAGACUUAGUUCAUCAAGGCAGCAUGCAUAGUCCUUCCCUUCCCACCCCUAUUUUAUCCUCAUAACAACCCUCUGAGGUAGGUUAGGCUUAGAGUUGGUGACUGGUCUGAGUCACCCAGUGAGCUUUCAUGGCUUAAAGGGGAUUUCAACUUGGGUCUCCCCAGUUCUAGACUGACAACCACUAUACCACACUGAUCCCUGAGUAAAGCUUCCCUGUCUGUCUUGACCUGGCUCUACUUUGUGCCUGAGCUUAAACAUUUUAUAGUACCGUAUUUUUCGCCCUAUAGGACGCACUUUUUCCCCUCCAAAAAUGAAGGGGAAAUGUGUGUGCGUCCUAUGGGGUGAAUGCAGGCUUUUGCUGAAGCCUGGAGAGCCCCACCGCCAGCCCCACAAGCUCGGGGGACAGCGGGGAGGCGCAGCGCGCCUUUCCCGCUGUCCCCCGACUUGGUUAGAAGGCUGGCGGGGGGGGGGGAAGCCUGCUCCUCCCCGUCGCCAGCCCCGCAAACUCGGGGGACAGCGGGAGGCGCAGCGGGAAGCUCGGGCUUCCCCCUCCUCCAGCCCCGCAAGCUCCCAGAGCUCUGGGUCCCGUUUUGGGGGCUGGGGGAGGGGGAAGCUCGGGCUUCCCCCGUCCCAGACCAGCACAUGGGGGGGAAAAUAAUUUUCCCCCCUUUAUUCCCCCCCCCCAAAUCUAGGUGCGUCCUAUGGGCCGAAAAAUACGGUACUUUUUUGUCUGGUGAAGCUGAUAGAUGCUUAUAAUACAAGUCUUUCUUGAGGACUGUAUUUUAGACCAUGCACAUUAUUCCUGAAAGUAGAAAAACAUUUGGAAAUGUCAGUGGAAGAUAAUCUACUUUGCAAUGGGAUAAGAUGUUAUUUCUAUGUCUGUCUGCCCCCCUCUUUUCUGCAAAUUAAAUGCAGCCUAUAUGAAUAGCCGCUUGUUACCUACACCUUAUUUUAGGCCCGGAUGUGGUAUUCUAACAAAUCCUCAAAUGUGCUCAAUGCACACAACUAAGGCUGAUAGUAGAAUAAUCCACUGCUAGUUUACUUGUACUGCAUCUAUGUUUUCCUUUUUGUUAUCCAAACUUUUGCUUUUCCUUUCAGAUAUUUGAUUAUACAAACAUACAUGCUGAAAAAUCUGGAGAGAGGGCCAUAUUUAUUUUUAACUGGUAUAAGCUUUUUUUUUUUUUUACAGCACCUUGGACAGUACAUGCUGUAGAGUAAUCAUAGGAAUUUAAGUUGAAAAGAACAAACCCUCCCCACAGCUGUGCAGCCUUCCUGUCCAUCAUGACUUGGGUUUGGUCUCCACGUAUCCACGUAGGCAGCCAUGCUCCAGCACACUCUAGACAUCUGGGAGACUUUGUGGUUUAGUGGCCGUUCAAUAGCUAUCAUGUUGCUUCAGGAGACUAUAGCAGUUUGCAAUGGCCAGGCCUCUGCCCUUUUGUAUGUGAGGAUUGGGAUGCUAUGGUUAUGUGGUUCAUGCAGUGAUCCAGAGCAGGAAAAAAAUUCUGGUACUAUGCUUUCCCAUGGAAACGUAUUCAUUUCUCAAAAUGUGUUGUUGAAUAAAAUGAAUCAGUAGCACAGUGGCCUAGGUCACAUGCCACUUUAAAGCAUAGUUAAAAACAAGCUGUUGCUUAAUGAAGGCAAGCAAUGUGCUGGUGCAUUUACUCCCCCUAUUCCUGCCUUCGUUGCAUCGGGAGGGAAAUAAACCAGAAGCUGGCUCAGUGUUACUUGCAAACAAGCGCUCAUGAUCUGUUUCUCUCAAAACAUACCACAAGCAGUAAGCCAAGAGCAAACCUUGGCUAAUGAGAUUCCAGUUGAAUUUUCCAAUUCAGAUUCUGUUUUUCAAGUGGCCUAUGACUGCUCCAAUCAUUUGCAGAAGUGUCAAGAGUUGUUGUGGUGUUACUGAACCAUACAUGAUCUCUUAUACUGACCUGACACUCUCAGCACUAUUCAACUUGCCCUUCAACUGUCAUACCUGAUUUUUUGUGUGUGUGUGGAGAUAGUGAAUAGAGAACAUUAUUUUGCAUUAUUUUCCAGUCUAGAACUGGAAGUUAUUUGUUGUACUCUUUCUGGUUUGUGGUCAACCCUACACCAAACCCAGGACUCAGGCUCUAUUGCUGUAAUCUAGGACUAUUCAUGAUUUAAAAAAUAAAUAAAUCCCCAAAGGGAUUGUAGUUUAAAAUUACCUCUUUAGCUCUCCCUUGUAUAGAAGGCAUACUGGGGUACUGGGAAUGUCUUCUGUAGAAGUGGCAGCAGAGAUUGGAUUUGCUGUUCUGACACUUCAUUUAGUACCACUUGGGAACAAAGCUGCUGGCAGCUUGUGUGGUUGGUUUGGAAAGAUGUCAGCUCAUAAACUUAGUCUCCGCUUGUGAGAUCAAGGGACUAUUAUGUCUGUGGUACAAGCUUAGAUUUGUAGUGGCUCAUAGCCUUAUGGUCACAAGUGGUAUUCGUAAUGCGACAAGUUAUGGAGAUGAAUUCUCUCUCUCUCUCUCUCUCUCUCUCUCUCUCUCUGUGUGUGUGUGUGUGUGAGUGAGUGAGAGAGAGAGAGAGAGAGAGAACUUGAACCUUUUGCAUCAGAGAGGAGGAAUAAGUUCUAAGUCUUGUUUUCUGAUGUAUUGUAUUUACUUUUUUCCUCUUUGUAGAUGAUCAUGGAAACAGCAAUGGAAGUCAUGUAAAAAUCUUUUUACCGAAAAAGCUGCUUGAAUGUCUACCAAAAUGUUCCAGUUUACCAAAAGAGAGGCACCGUUGGAACACUAACGAGGUAGAUACAUCCAAUUUCUGUGUUUUUCACUGGCUGGAUUGUUUAAAUCAUAUCACAUUGGAAUCAAAAUCUUGUUCAGAAAGGCUCUGCCACCAUCAGUGUAAAGCCACUCCCCCUCCCCCGGCAAGAAUUGUCAAUCAAGUCAUUGGAAACUUAGCACGAAGUUUGAAUUGUUUGUGUUUUUAAAAACAAACAGGCAGAAUUUGUGGGCUCUGCUGCAUGUGGCAGGUGUUGGCAUUUGUUUGCAUGUCUUGCAUUUUGCUUCUCUCCAAGGUAUAGUUAAGAUCUGUGUGAAUCUGAUGUAAAUGCUCUUACACUUGUCAGGAAUUAAUGAAGACGUAGCUAUGGUGCAUCUUUGUCUCAAGUGUUAAUUUGAUAAAGACAGGAGGAAGAUGAUAAAACUUCCCAACAGCAGAACUGCUCUUGACCCUGCUUGCACAAUAACUUCCCUGCUUUUCAAAUUGCUUUAAUAUAGCAUCCUCUUGACGGUAUAAAGAAUGAAAUCUAGCCAUGUAUGAAACAUUUGGUAAUGUGCAUAAAGGCUUUCAGAAGUAUUUAGUCUCUGAGGAAUGUAGCAUUCUCAUGUCAAUUUUUAAAAAUCAAACCUUUUAAAUUCCAAGAUAUAGUGGUCAAGUGUGGUUUGUUAUAAUGCAAAAAUAUGUGAAGAGAUGUGAACUCUUAUCCAAGCUCUUCUAAGUUCUUUGUUGACUUCUACAGAGCUAAGCACAGGCUUAAAUCUCUGCUGAUGAAAUGGGUGGGUCUUUAAAGAGCAUAAUCUUUGUUUGGAUUGUUCCUUGCAUAUCAAGUAUUUUGGUGUAACUUUGGGCUGAGCACUGCAUUUAAGCAGUCACACUCUGCAAAGGUUCUACUUGCAGCUUGUAGAAAUGUAUAGGUUUGUCAAGAAUAAGUGGCUUGUAAGUAGUUGUGAAUAUAUGCAACUAACAAUCUGUGAGGGAAAUGUAUAUUUGAUAGUUAACUUGCUAGUUGUCAGAGUUGCUUCAAUACCUUUAUCUGUAACUUAUUUCAGAAGGUUUCAUCAUAAAUUGGGGGCACCAUCUAGCUUAAGUUCAAUGCUCUUAACAUUCCAUUUAUUUUAGUGGAAAAUUUUAAGCAUGUGCACAGUCAAUGGGAUUUACUUACCUUUGACAGGAUUGUAUCUGUGGUGUAGAACAUGCACCUUCACAAGCGGGAAAAAGUGUUAAAAGUGUUGAUAGCAAAGUUAUAUUAUCCUUGAUUUCCCACUGUUUACCUUUGGUAACUUGUUUAGUAUUUCAUGGAUUUUUAAAAAAAGCUUUUUGUGAUUCCUGAGUUCUGACAUCUUAGGUGAUAACUUCUUUUGGCUUUGUUGUAGCUUUACUUGGCUAUUUGUCUUGCAGCCAUGCACAAUUGGACUCUGUCUCUGUAAUUAGUAAAGCUUUUCCACGUAGUACUCUUGAUGUUGUUUGCAAACCAUUUUGAAUAUAAUUAGAAAGUUCUGCAGCUUUUAGCGGAUAAGUAAGAAAGAGAAAACUCAAUUCCUUCUAAAGGGAGUAUCAAGCCUGUGGGCCAAUAUCUUUUGGUCUUUCUCAAAAGCAUUUUCUCUGAUUUUAACCAAAUCUCUGGUCUUUUCUAUUUCUGCUUUGAAGGAUAUGAAAAUAGCCAAGUGCCAUUCAUAAAAACAUGUGGGACUGGCUGCCACAGAUUAGUUAUUCAUGAUAUGUUGAUUCCUUAGGCCUAGAACUGCUACAUAGACUGGAAAUUUGAAUUCCUGUUUGGGUUUAGGCAAGAAGCAGCUGAGUGAGAAGCAACAAUAGUACCUCAGUACAGUUAGAUAGAUAUAGGGCAGGGAUGGGAAUGGGCCUGUGGUCCUCAAUGUUGUUGGACUCUUUCCCCACAUGAGCAUCAGCCAGCAUGGCAUAGUGGGUGUUGUAGACCAACAACAUCUGAAGGGUCAUAGCCUCCCUGUCCCUAAUGUAAGGGCUGAUCUUACUGUCAUCCAUACAGAAUACCAAUGAGGACCCCCCACCCCCAAGUAAGAUACAGAAAUGCUCUUGCAGGUUAAAGAUUUCUGAAAAAAUCCUUUUUAAAGAGUGCGAGUAUGUUUGGAAUAAUCAUAGAAACAAAAGGUGCCCAGAUACAUUGCCAGCUGUAGCUCUGAGAUACAGCAUGGUCCAUGUCAAUCGGUUUGAAGAAUGGCUUCCAUUCAUUCCGGGAGGGUGGGGCAUGAUGACAGAACAGCCUCUAUUGGGAGGCUGGAGAAGGCCUCCAAGAGCCUGUGGACAGGAGUUGUAUUAGCAGUUGUGUGGGAAAGAUGGCACAUUCUCUGUGUAAGCCAUAGAACAAAUUGCAAUUGUGACCUAUGCAGCAACUUGCUUUGUUCUUAGAAUAGUGUUGAUCACAAAUGUGUGUUCUUCUUUGAGUUAUGCAGCAUAAACAGUUGUACGAUCAGGCACGAAAUAAAUUGUUGACUUUGCAGAUGGUGCUCUUGAAGUUGAAGAUGCGUCUUUAUGGAGAGAUUAAAGCAAAUGGUUUCAAGUUCUUCAGAGCUGCAGUUUCAUUUUUACUGCACUCUUUCUCAAAAAAAGAGCAGUUGCUCUUUUAUCUUUGAGAAUUCUUGGAGAACAGGUGAGGUCCCUACAGACUGGAGGUGGGCAAAUGUUGUUCCCAUCUUCAAAAAGGGGGAAAAGGAAGACCUAGGUAACUACCGGCUGGUGAGCUUGACAUUGAUACAAGAGAAGGUCCUAGUUAAUUCAACAAUCAGCCUGUGAGCAUUUAGAAAAGGAUGCUGUAAAUACUAAGACCCAGCAUGGGUUUCCCAAAAAUAAGUCAUGCCAGACCAAUCUGAUUUCCUUUUUCGAUGGAAUUACAAACUUAGUGGAUCAGGGAAAUGCCAUGGACAUAGUGUUAUCUUGAUUUCAGUAAGGCUUUUGACAAAGUGCCCCAUGAUAUUCUUGUGAGGAAGCUGGUAAAAUGUGGGUUGAACGAGGCUUCAAGUUGCAAGAAAGAAGAUUCCAACUAAAUAUUCAGAUAAACUUUCUGACAGUAAGAGCUGUUCAGCAGUGAAACAGACUCCCACGAGAGGUGGUGGACUCUCCUUCCUUGGAGGUUUUUAAGAAGAGGUUGGGUGUUCAUCUGUCAUGGAUGCUUUAGCUGAGAUUCCUGCAUUGCAGGGGGUUGGACUACAUUCUAUGGACUAGAUCCAACUCGUAAGAUUCUAUGAUUCUAUGACCAUAGAGCACAUUUUCUUAUCUGUAAAAUAGACAGGACAGCUGUAGCACAGAGUGGUUCAGAUCAAGUCCUGGAAGGAAGAGGGAAACUUGGAGGAAGGAUAAUCUCAAACCUUCCAUUUAGUAAAGUAACAUCUGAAGUUGUGGGUGAUGGGAAAGGUAUACAGCCUCCUGAUGAGGGAUUUGCUAUUAGCUUGUGGAGAUUCACUUAAAGUGUUUGGAAAUAUGUAGAUACACAGUUGCCCAAAUGCUGUCUCUUUUAAAAUAAAAGUCAUGGUGUCUGUUCUUGUCAGAAAAAAACACUACUUGUUCAUUUUUUUCCUUUCAAAUUGGAGAAGGUAAAUUAUAUCAGAAGUUAGUUUGAUAAUGUCAUUGUGGCUUCACGUGGUUGAGACAGACUAAUAUACAUUUGAUGGUUGGGGGAAAUAAAAGUUAAGGGUUUGUACAGCCAUCAUUGCUUAAGUUCGCUACCAAUUAACUUCUCCAGCAGUAUAUGAUGCAUAUCAAUUUAUAUGCCUUUUAAAGAAUUCCUGUUAUACUCAGGCUAAUACUGCUUUUAUAUGGCAGCGCCGUCUCUGGCUUUUUCAGCAAAGGAAGAGGGUGGUCGCUACAUUACUUGGGGUUGAAAUUACAAACUACUCAUACCACAUUCUUGCGAUUCCCUAACACUUGUUCAUACCGCGGUGUGAUUUUUGUCUGUACAUGCAGUCUUUUUCUUGGAGUUGUGAUUGGCUUCUGUUUUGAUUGGAUUCAAUUUUGGAUUCAGUUUUGAUUUAAUUUGUAUGCUGCCUUUUCGUUAAAAAUUGUACUUAAAGCAACUUGCGAUAUAUGCACAUCUCUGGAGAAGAUGUUGAAAGGAACCAUUCCCAUUUGACCAUCAAAGCUGUAGUGGUAAACAAUGAUGUGGGACAGAACUUUAUUCUUCCAUGGAAAAAUUUCCAUUGCAUAAGUUCAUUAAGUAACAAUGAAUAAGUGUUAAUAGCAAAUACAAUAUUAGGCAAUCAUAGCUGUUUCAAAGCCAUGUUUAAUGUCUUUGAGGUGAUUAUCCCUAGUAAGUAUGUGAGAGAAUAUAUAUAUUUGAAGUCAAAUACUUGUGGUGUGUUGGGACAGAAGAUUAACUUGGGGCACUUUUUAAGCUUUGUUCUCUAAACUAAAGCGGAUAUGCUAAAUGAGAUCACCCUAGGGCAUCAGAAAAAAAUUCUGAUGCAAAUUACCCCAAUCUUCAAUAAAAUCAAAUCAAAUCCUGGGAAACCCCUAUCACUAAUGCCAAGGCUUCAGUUUUGUAGCCACCAGCUAGGAGGGGAAAGUGAAAUGGCCAGACACCUUCACUUUACUAGCUGAAACUUUCCUUUGCAUCCAAUUGUAUUUGUAGAGGCCCUGCAGCUCUGUGCAAGCAUAGGUGUUUGCCAGCUACUGGAGAACGUUUAGGGUUGGGCAGAUAAGGGUAAGCAAAGUAAGAUUUGGAGGAAUUUGGAUUCUUUGCAUGAUUAAAAGACAGCAGUGGCUGUUUCACUGAUUUCACUGAUAUCCUUGAGAAUUCUUUGAGAACAGGUGAGGUCCCUGCAAACCUGAAGUAGGCAAAUGUCCCCAUUCAGAAAUGGAAAAAGAGAAGACCUAGAUAACUACUGACCUGUCAACUUGACAUUAAUACCAGGAAAGGUUCUAGAACACAUUAUUAGCUGGUCUGUUAGCACUUAGAAAAGUAUGCAGUGAAUACUAAGAGCCAGCAUGGGUUUCUUAAAAAUAAGUCAUGCCAGACUAAUCUUAUUACUUUUUAUUAUUUAUUUUUGAUUUGAUUUACUUUUUGACUUACAAGCAUGUUGGAUCAGUGGAAUGUUAUGGAUGUAGUGUAUCUUGAUUUCAGUAAGGCUUUUGAUAAAGUCUCACACAAUAUUCUUGCAAAGAAGCUGGUGAACUGUGGGCUAGAUGAUGUUGCUGCUGGAUGGCCAUCUGUCAUGGAUUCUUUAGUUUAGAUUCCUGCAUUGCAGAGGGUUGGACUGGAUGACCCUUGGGGAAUCCCUUCCAUAUCUCCAAUUCUUUGACUUGCAGGUAUAGGGUGGUUAAUAAUAAUAAUAAUAAUAAUAUGGUAUUGGGAGCAAGUGAAAAUGAUGCCAUGUUUCACAGGACAACAUCAGUCAGGAACCUGACCCCUGUAAAUUGCAAGGUUCACAAUGUUCUUCUUAAUUGUAACCAGCAAGAGAUUUGGUUUUUGGAAUGUUUUCAGGAAACUAGGCUUCACCCUUACCUAUAGUUAACUUGUAAUAUAGUUAAUGAUAGUUACAAGAGCGUUGGAUGAUUUGAUUGGUUCAUGAAAUAGAGUAUCUACAGUGGUUGUUGGACAAUCUGUGCUGGCCAGGUUGGCUAACAAGCUUUCAGGGUGCAUAGACUUUUAAUAUGUAGACUCACCCUUUUCAGGAACCAAAUGCUAACAUUUCUGAAAUGCCCUUUUUGUGGGAGCAGCAAGACAAGUUUUGGAGUGAUCUCCCAGCCAAUAAUUAUGAAGGGCUAUGUCCAUAAGCUGGCCUUUAUAAGGGAAGCCAGCAAGCAAGGUGGAUACUGCCCAGCUCUGUUGAUUUCAAAGUUGCUUUCCCUGUCUCACUGGAAUGAGCAGAUGCCUAUUCCAUUCUGGCAGCCUUCAUGGUUUCCUCCCUCUAAGUGUUGUAUAAUGUAAUGCCAUUGUGAUAAAAAGAUACAGAACAUCAGUGCCAGAAGCUGUCAGUUUAAUUGGGUCCCAACAUUAUUGUUUUUAUUUGCAAUGUAGUCCACACAUUAUUUUAUAUUGGAAGGAAUUACUCUCAUGAAGUUAUACAGAGCAAACUCUUCCCUGGUGAAGUUUCCGAAAUCUCUUUACACAGGGACUUCAUGCCUCUUGGCUUCCACAGUGCCUUUCUGUCUUGGCAGAGUUCAUUAAAUUGACAGAAACUGAGGUUACCUGCUGUUAAUCACAGGCGCAGCUGUCUGUUGUGAAGUUUAGAGCUGGAGUUACAGAAUGUACUGUAGCAAUCUCUGUUCUCCAAGAAACAUCAAAGCCACAGAUUUAUGUGUUUUAG